AUGCUAUUGUUCAUCGGCCUCACGAUCGUCAUGCAAUUUAUCCUGACACAUGAGAAGUUGAACACCUGGGUGAAUAUCAACCUCGGAUGGGGAUUUGCCAUCACUUUCUGCGUGAUGAUGACCAGUCAGACUUCAGGCGGCCACCUCAACCCGGCCGUCUCAUUCUUGAUGGUGACGCUCGGCAAGCUGCCGAUCAAGCACUUUUUCCUGUAUUGCCUUGUCCAACUCGCCGGCGCUUUCCUAGGAGCUGUGGCUGCGUAUGCGAUUUAUUUUGAUCAAUUCCAAAAAUUCUCUGGAGAUCGUCGGGUUCUCGUCGGGACACUUGGGUCUGCAGGGUGCUUCUGCUCGUUCCCAGCAGCUUUCGUGAGCAAUACGACGGCAUUUUUUGAUCAGAUUGCCGGUACCGCUCUCCUCUGCCUCUUCGUCUGCGUCGUGACCGACAAGCGGAAUAAGGUCCCAGACCACCUGCACUCCGUCGUCUUCGGGUUGUUGCUGAUCAUGAUCGGUUGCUCGAUGGGAUUGAACCUGGGGUAUCCAAUCAACCCAGCCAGGGAUCUUGGCCCUCGUAUUUUUGCAUAUUUCAUCUAUGGAUCCGAGGUGUUUACGUACCACAACAAUUACUUCUGGAUCCCGGUAGUCGCACCCUUCUUCGGUGCAGUUCUCGGAGGCUGGUCCUAUCACUUCUUCGUCGGCGUCCAUAUUGCUGAUGAAGUGGAUGCCGUCGCCGAAACCCGCCAAAAAUCGAUCGAAGAUGGCGCAGGUCGACCCGAGGAGAAGCGACUCAUCAAGGGCCAGUACAAC
Molecule: messenger RNA, 801 nt
Organism: Mesorhabditis spiculigera
Lineage: Eukaryota; Metazoa; Nematoda; Chromadorea; Rhabditida; Rhabditidae
Source: the annotation of a GenBank genome assembly